This is a messenger RNA of Paramecium octaurelia, 995 nucleotides long. The record is from the annotation of a GenBank genome assembly. Lineage: Eukaryota; Ciliophora; Oligohymenophorea; Peniculida; Parameciidae.
AUCAAAUCAUGAGCUAUUCUGAAAAGCACAAAAGGAAUACUUCUCCAGUUUUACGUACCACAAGUGAAGACAGAUCAAAAAUAUGCUAAAAUAAGGAUAAUUACAUACAAUAUCUGGAAUAAUAGCUAUAAAAAGUAAAUUGAAUUUUUAUUUAGACUUCAAAAGUUGUGUAUUAGAAGUAUGAAGAGAGAAUGAGGCUGGUUGAGGAAACAUUAUAAGAGCACGAUGAAAAAUUUGAGAAUUUUAUAAAACUAAUCAAAUUAUUGUAACAUUUUGCAACAACACAAGAAUAAGAGAAUGCAAAUAUAAGAAAUCAUGUUAACAUAUCAAUGGAAGAAAUAUAUAGUAAUGAAUUGACAAAAUUAAAAAUGCAAAAUGGGAAAAUUGAAUAAGAAUUAUUUGAAAUUCAAUAAACUUAUUAAAAAGAACAACCAAUUGUAUAAGAGUUUGAAUUAAUACUUAAUAAAAAGAUUGAUGUGAUUAUGGAUGAAUUGAAGCAAAGUGCUUUAAAGACUGAUUAUUAAAAGUUAGAAUAAAGAUUAUCUAAGUUUGAAUUAAAUCUCAAAUCAGAACAAUAACAAAAAAUAAAUGAAUCAGAAAGACAAUUAAAUAGUAGUCUAACUCAUUAACAAUAAUUAAAUGAUCUUAAAAUAGUAUUGGAUAGUGUAAUCUAAGAUUAAGAACAUACAAAAAAUACAGUUUAACAAUUGUAAAACGAAAUCUACUUUAAUAAACGCAAGUCUUAAAAUUAAUAAAUUAGAAAAUCAAUCACCAAAGAAUCCUUAUACACAGAGAAUGACACUUAAGCAAUCAGACCAGCAAAAGAGAUGAAGGAAAAUAUAAAGAAAUUAGACAAUAAAAGAAAUAAGAGCAAAUCAAGUAUGAGUAGAAGUGGUUCAAGAAAUGCAAGGCUGGAAACUAUUAAAAAGCAGAAAUAAGAAAAUGUCAAAGAAUUAAUUAAAAAGCAUAAAUAAUCAUCUUAAAAGUUCAUUUGA